AUGGCAAGCAAAAUGAAGAAAGAGAAAGUAGCCAUCAUUGGAAGCGGUCUUAUUGGACGGUCCUGGGCAAUGCUGUUCGCUGGCGUUGGUUAUCAGGUGAUCAUCUACGAUAUCAUACCCGAGAUUGUGGAAAAGGCACUGAAGGAAACGAAGCUGGAACUGGACAGCAUUGAGAAGCAGGGUCUUCUUCGGGGCAAUCUGUCGGCGGCGGAGCAGUUUGCCUGUAUUAGCGGUACGGACAAUCUGAAGGAUGCCAUCACGGGGGCUCUCUACGUGCAGGAGUGUGUCCCGGAGCGGCUGGAUAUCAAGAAGAAGCUGUAUACCGAGGUGGAUGGACUCGUAGGGCCGAACACGAUCCUGGCCAGCUCGACCAGCACCUUUAUGCCUUCGUUGUUUAGCGAAGAUAUGAAGCAUCGUGCUCAGGUUCUGGUAGCUCACCCGGUGAACCCUCCGUACUAUGUCCCUCUGGUGGAAAUCGUCCCAGCCCCGUGGACCAAACCCGAGUAUACGACAAAAGCACGCGAGCUCAUGACGGAAAUUGGUCAGAAGCCGGUUACGUUGUCUCGUCAGAUCGAAGGCUUUGCCCUGAACCGCAUCCAGUAUGCGAUCCUCAACGAAACCUGGCGCCUGGUGGCGGACGGUAUACUAAGCGUGAAGGACAUUGAUGUGGUAAUGUCGGAGGGGUUGGGCAUGCGGUAUGCAUUCCUUGGACCGCUUGAAACGGCACAUCUGAAUGCAGAAGGUAUGCUGAACUACUGUGAUCGGUACUGUAACACGAUCUACGCCGUCAGUCAAACGAUGGGCCCAACGCCACGAAUGGAGGGCAAGGUAGCGGAACAGGUGGCCAAGGAGCUGGAGGAGAUGGUACCGAUCGACAAACUGCCCGAGCGUCGUGCAUGGCGCGAUGCCUGUUUGACGAAGCUGGCACAGCUGAAGAAGAAUAUUUAA
This is a messenger RNA of Anopheles marshallii, 948 nucleotides long. RefSeq names its product lambda-crystallin homolog (gene Had1). Gene Ontology annotation, molecular function: oxidoreductase activity, acting on the CH-OH group of donors, NAD or NADP as acceptor; NAD+ binding. The coding region runs from base 1 to 948 and encodes 315 amino acids. The record is from RefSeq and is a predicted model, not a curated record. The transcript is spliced from 3 exons. Gene Ontology annotation, biological process: fatty acid metabolic process. Lineage: Eukaryota; Metazoa; Arthropoda; Insecta; Diptera; Culicidae.